This is a messenger RNA of Petromyzon marinus (sea lamprey), 960 nucleotides long. Its product is annotated as protein lev-9-like. NCBI's taxonomy places the organism in Eukaryota, Metazoa, Chordata, Hyperoartia, Petromyzontiformes, Petromyzontidae. The record is from RefSeq and is a predicted model, not a curated record.
UUUGCUGGAGAGUGCCAACGUUGCAUCGGCGGGGCAUGCUCAGCAAAUCCACCGCCCCUAAUCCCCGCGCAAGCCGCUCACGUGCCCGGCGGUGGUGGGGGGGAGGUUUGAGCGCUCGCUUCCCGGUGGUCGUUGAGGUUUUUCUGGAAUCGCCCUCCACGCAACCCACCCGCGUUGGGGUUUGGUUGGGUUUAGCGACGCGCCCCCCCCCCCCCCCCUUCGGAGAGAUGGGUGCGUGGCGAGUUGCGCCUUCCAGCGGGCCACCGGAUUCACGCCGCCGCACGUGGAGGAGCCUCUGCCUGCCUCUGCUGCUUGCCGUGCUGUUCGUGCCAGCGGCUGCUCUGAUUGCGCCUGCCCCGCCACCGGGAGUUCGCGAGGAGUUCUGGGUGGGCAGCGCGCCGCUGUGCUGGGGACACUGCCGGGACCCCUACCGCGCCGUGCAGAGCGACCCCUGCGGAGACGGCGCCUGCUGCUGGGCCGGACGCAAAACGCUCUGCCGGGUGAACUGCGGCCCGCCGGGCCACGUGCAGAACGGCGUCGCGUACGGCAACGACUGGUGGGUGCUGUCCGUGGUGCGCUACCGCUGCGCGCCGGGCUUCGCCAUGGUCGGCGCACCGACUCGGACGUGCCUGCCUGCGGGGCACUGGAGCCCCCAGCCCACCUGCGCACGCGCCUGCUACUCAGGGCUGGUGGACGUGGACGUGGCGGGCCUCUCUGGCGGGUGCCCGCCUCGCUGCCCCGCGGACGCCUUCGACUCGCCGAGCGCCGCGCAGCUCGGCUGCAGCCGCCUCUCCCGCUGCACUGACAGCCGCCACGCGUGGCUCCGCUGGGCCUCGCCGUGCGCCCGCUGCCUCUGCCGCUGCUUCGUCCCGUGCGGGCACACGAGGACGCCUCCUCCCGUGCAAGACCUGCUGGAGGGCGAGCACGUGGAGCCCGACUACUGAAUCCCCCCACCCCCCC